CAGACCUGGCUCUCAGGUGAACUAACAGAUGCCAUAGUCUAAUCUGGCCUACCCCACAUCCAUUGUGGUUCUCAUGAGCACCAGCUGGUGCUGGAGCCUACCACAGUCUGACUAACCCCAGACUCUGCCCACAGGCAUGCCAACCUGGUCUGCCCUCAGCCCUGGCUGUCACACUCACCAGGAGGAGCUGCAGCAUAGCAGGAGAGUGUCCAGAGUUCCCCUAUCAGGCAGCUCUCAGCUGUUCCCUGGAAGCCCACAGACACCAUCCGAGAUGACUUCUUUUGGUUGCUGGGGCCUGCCUACAGCCCUCCUCGCCCUGAUCUGCUGCUCAGGGUCUGGUGAGAAGACAUUCGAAGUGCACAUGUGGCCAGAGAGGCUGGUGGUCAAACCCACAGAGUCGUGGGAAGUCAACUGCAGCACCAGCUGUACGCAACCAGAGAAAGGAGGACUAGAGACCACCCUGAAAAAGACCCUGCUGGAAUCAGAGCGUCAGUGGCAGCGGUACUUGAUCUCCAACAUCUCCGAGGACACGGUCCUCUACUGUCACUACACUUGUGCUGGGAAGCAGCUGUCAAGCAAGCUCAGUGUCGUUGUAUAUCAGCCUCCAGAACAGGUUGUGCUGAAGCUACAGCCCACGUGGGUAGCCGUGGGCAGUUCCUUCACUAUUGAGUGCAGGGCACCUACUGUAGAGCCCCUGGAGAGCCUCACCCUCACCCUGCUCCGAGGCAACAAGACACUGCACAGCAAGACCUUUGAAGGGACAGCGGCUGUCCCCCAGGAGGCCACAGCCACAUUCAACGGAACAGCUGACCGAGAGGAUGGCCAGCACAACUUCUCCUGCCUGGCCAAGCUGGACCUGCGCUCUCGCGGUGGGGGCAUUUUUCACUGGGUCUCGGAGCCCCAGGGACUGGAGAUCUAUGUGCCCCCGCAGGACACGGAUAUGAUCAUCAUCAUCACGGUUGUGUCAGUGCUUCUGUUGUUGUUCGUGACAGCUGUCCUGCUCUGCUUUGCCUUUGGCCAGCACUGGCGUCAGAAGCGCACAGGCACCUAUGGGGUGCGAGCUGCUUGGAAGAGGCUGCCCCGGGCCUUUCGAGCACAGUCUGCGUGAGUGGCAUGAGGCCGCACCAAAGCAGCCAUUGGAGCUCGGCAUGCCUCCUUCGGGAUAGGGGCCAGCUCUGGCUGAAGGACAGUGCCCAGCAGCAGAGGAGUUGAGGACAUUUCCUGUUCUAACCUGAAUACAAACACCUGGCCUCAACCCUGUGCCCUCCAUGUCUGGCCCCAGGGAAACUCUCAGCAGCUGGGAAGGGGAACCCAGAGGCAGGGAACUCUCCCGAAGGGUUUCCCUCAGCACCUCCUCCUUCACAGGGGCCUUCCAGAGCCUCUACCAUCCCAUGUUGCAUGGCAGCCCCUGACAGACUGGGAAAGGCCCCAAGAUGCCGCCCUCCCAAGCUUGUCCCUGAGUGCCCAAUUCUUAUUUAAGGAAGGUCGGAAAUUCCCCGUGGCCCACUGAGGCAGAGAGGAACAAUACACACCCCCUUCCCAAAAUGUGGGAUCUCAGCCACUGCCCACUGGAGAAGGAACCCUGCUCUGAUCCUGCAGUUAGGGGGCACAAGGGAACCGCUUGAUUUCAGGGGCCUGUCCACCUGGCACCGCACCCUUAGUCCUACACUGCUGUAUUUCUAAUGGGGCUCCUUAAGGGCCUGGGGUAACAGAAGCAAUCACCACACAUCAUGAUUAUAACAAAAGGAGACAUCUCAAUCCCAGCUCCUGUCAUCCCAGGCUGAGGGAGCCAGCGUUCUGGUCGCCAGGCCUUCCCUGCUCAGGUAGGCAGCAGGAGGGCAGAGCUGGGCAGCCUCAGCUGCCAGGCUUAGGCAGGGCUCUAGGAGCUCUGAUGCCAGACGUUGGGGGCUAGGAGCUGAGGCUGGGGGCAUGGAAGGUCAUGGAAGGUCAUGGAAGCCGAGGGGUAGGAAGGGUCCCCAGCUAAGGGCACAGAGCUGGCAGACAGGACAUGAGACAGCAGGUCGAGACAAAGGCACUGGCGAGGCCCUGGGCGAGGGUCACCCCUCAGGGUAGGCUCUCUGCGUCGUAGUAGUCUGGGGAGACAGCACUGCAUCUUCACUCCCUCUUGCCUCCUCAGUGAACCCCAAGAAGGAAGAGGGCAGGCACAGACCCCGUGGCAGUGAUGGUAGGAACCCCACCCUAUGCCGCACAUACCUGUGGGACACACAGAGCUCCCAACCUGAUACACCUGAACACUCUGCCCCUUGGCCCACCCACCUAGCUCCAGACCUUAGCUGGGGGUACAUCUGUACCCACAGUCCCUGUGGCACUGGGGGGAGGUGGCGGGGGCACAGCUCUCCUGAGAGAAGAAAGACCACAUCAAAGGCCCAGUGGUGGCCACUAGGAUU
This is a messenger RNA of Ochotona curzoniae (black-lipped pika), 2408 nucleotides long. RefSeq names its product intercellular adhesion molecule 2-like. Bases 137 to 1108 code for a protein of 323 amino acids. Gene Ontology annotation, biological process: cell-cell adhesion. Gene Ontology annotation, cellular component: membrane. The transcript is spliced from 5 exons. Lineage: Eukaryota; Metazoa; Chordata; Mammalia; Lagomorpha; Ochotonidae. The record is from RefSeq and is a predicted model, not a curated record. Gene Ontology annotation, molecular function: integrin binding.